Molecule: messenger RNA, 495 nt
Organism: Hydatigera taeniaeformis
Lineage: Eukaryota; Metazoa; Platyhelminthes; Cestoda; Cyclophyllidea; Taeniidae
Source: the annotation of a GenBank genome assembly
AUGUAUUCACAGGGGCUAUUCAGAAGAAAUGUCAAGGUGAUAAAAGUUUUGCUUCUCUAUUUCUUACUUCUAGUCUGCAUUGAAGUAAUGGAUAAGUUGCAGAAGGCUGUUGAUGAAAAUAGGGGUUCUGAUGUUGUUAAGGUAAUUGAUGAAACCUGCUCUACUCUCACCGGAAAACAAAGGAAGAUUUGUUCCAAUAUCGGUGCCCUACCCAAUUCUCCAACGCGAGUCGUGAAUGAGGUUGCUCGUCAAUUGAACAUUUCGGUUCCGGCAGAAAAGAUAUGUCAAAAGUUGGCUAAGAAUGACCCGCAAGUCUGCGAAAUCAUGCACCAAUUUAUCCCUAGUCACGAUGCGGAUUUUAAGAAAAUGAACGUUAAGGAAUUAAAACAGACACUCGCAUUUAUCGGUGUGGAAUGCGCUGGGUGCUUGGAUAAAAGCGAUUAUAUCGAAAUGGCAGAAAAAAACCGAGACAAGAUACCGCGUUCCGACUUGUAA